Molecule: messenger RNA, 1575 nt
Organism: Cavia porcellus (domestic guinea pig)
Lineage: Eukaryota; Metazoa; Chordata; Mammalia; Rodentia; Caviidae
Gene: Prss54
Product: serine protease 54
Biological process (GO): proteolysis
Molecular function (GO): serine-type endopeptidase activity
Source: RefSeq, a predicted model, not a curated record
AUGGGGCCAAUAGACCUUCUCUCUCCCCAGCUGCCCAUGGUGUCCACAGAGGUUCCAUCUGGGAAUGGCAGAAUAAGAGGGGUGCUGCUGGUGUUGCUGUACGUGUCCCACUCUUCUGCCAGUUGCGGCAUCCAGAAAACCCCACUGGUGGACGAAUCCGAAGAGAACCUGGUCAGCGCCAUGGAGUUCCCCUGGGUGGUGUCCGUGCAGGACUCGCAGUACACACAUCUGGCAUUCGGCUGCAUCCUCAGCCAUUUCUGGAUCCUCAGCAUCGCAUCCGCAUUGCAGGACAGGAAGGAAGUGAUCGCUGUGGUUGGGAUAGCUAACAUGGAUCCCAGAAAGAAUGCUUACAUAGAGUACCCGGUCAGCACCAUCAUCAUCCACGAGGACUUUGAUAACUACUCCAUGAACAAUAACAUAGCCCUCCUGAGGACAGACUCGACGAUGCAUUUCGAUGAUCUGGUCCAGUCCAUCUGCUUCCUGGGGAAAGAGCUGCCUGUCCUCCCAGCCUUGCAGAACUGCUGGGUGUCAGGAUGGAAUCCCACAUCUGCAACAGGAAAUCACAUGACAAUGAGUAUCCUGAGGAGAAUCUCCGUGAAAGAUGUCGACCUGUGUCCCCUACCCAAACUCAAGAAACUAGGCUGUGGCAGUCACACAGAACGGGAAACUGAUACCGUCUGCUUGGGGGAGCCAGGAAGCCCCAUGAUGUGCCAGCUGAAGAAUUUGGAUCUAUGGGUCCUGAGAGGGCUUCUGACCCAUGGUGGUGAGAAAUGCCCUGGUCUCUAUCUGUACACCAAGGUGGAAGACUACAGCGACUGGAUCACAUCCCAGGCCAGCCACGCCGGCCCUUCCCUGUCUUCGCUCCAUCACUGGGAGAAGAUGAUCCAUUUCUCCCACCACAGAGUCCCUGCUGUCGUGACGCGGAAUGUAUAUUCUCAACACGUCCAUGUUGGAUGGUCCAAAUCCUACCUCCAAGAACAAAGAAAGACCGUUGCACCUUUACAGCAAGCAAACAGUUCUAGCUCCAGACAUGUUCUAGAUAAUAGGAUAAAGGGUCUACAGCAACCAGGCCAUCCUGCAGAAGUGCCUUUUCAACCCAUGUACUAUGACUACUAUGGUGGGGAAGCUGGGAAGGUGUCUUUUGCAGGUCAGGACACAGUGCAGCCCCAAGGAAUCAUCUUGGUUUUCUUCAUGCUUAUUUUCUUUAGCAGCAGUGUGUAGAUCUAGGAGCAAACCUACCAAACUGAAGAGAAAACUCAGAAUGCUGAGUGCCAGGUCACCAUGCUGUUGUGGUACCUGGUUUUGACAGUUGCAUGCCUGGGCUGCCACGGAUAGACCCAUGGCAUGCACCGGGCUGGCUCUCCCUCCUCUGUCCCACUCCCGCUUGUGGGAAGGUCACUUUCAUUUAUGCUUGUGAACUAAAUGUCAAACCAUUAGAGUGCCCUGUGGUUCUUUCACCGGUGUUAAUGGCUCAGGCCAGGCUGUGAAGACAGUCCCCGGCAGCAGAUGUGGCCAGGAAGGUGACAAUUGGCAUGGCUGGGGAAUGGAAGACACCAGCCACCACAGGGAACACAG